AUGGCGAGACUAGGUCGAAAAGAGCCUAUGACUCUUCAAAUCGAGAUCGAAACCGAAGAAGAAUGGCAACAGUUGCUAGCUCGAAAGGGCCUGAUUCUCGCCGACGUGUACUCCGAGUGGUGUGGUCCGUGCACAGCCAUGGUGAGCACUCUGCGCAACGUGAAGAUGGAGAUCGGUGGUGAUACGAUCAGCUACGCGAUCGUGAAGAACGACCACAUCGGUGAUCUGGAGCGAUUCCGUGACAGAAGCGAGCCAGUCUGGAUGUUCCUUCAGAACGGCAAGAUGGUGCACCUGAUGUUCGGUGCCAAUUGUCCUCAGCUUCAGAAGCUGCUCGUGAAGGAGAUCAAGCGGGUGCAGAACGAGGAGGAACCGGAAAUGCAGCUGCCAGCGAGCAGCAGGACUCCAGAGGAGGAGAUCCUGUGGCAGGAGAAGGAAGCCAUCAGGAAAGCCAUCGAGGACCGCGAGCGUGCCAAGGUAGAAGCCGAGCGAAGAGAGAAGUACGAGGCGUUCCUGGCACAGAUGAUCUUCGAGCUGAGCGAGCUGACCGCUCUGGUUUUCUACCCGUGGGUGUUCAAAGACGAGGGGGGCCGACACAGGGACAAGUACCAGUGUCCCCCGUACCUCGAACUGGUCAACACUCUGUUCAAACAGAACUUCGACGUGCUCGAGGAGUAUCGUGUGCAGUUGAACGAGGAGAUGAUAGAGAAGCUAUUCGUCGAGAGCAACGUGGAGAUAACGAAAGAACUGGUAGCAGGGUUGACAGAUGGUAGGACUAUAGCGAUGAGACUGAAGGGUAGACGGCCUCAUCCCGACUGGCCGGUACCCUACCCCUUCGAGUGUCCCAAGGGAACCAAAAGAUGCCCCACCCGAGCGAUCAACGAUGUCGAGAAUUACCUGUUGCAUUUGUUGACCAGUUCAACCCCGUUGAUUCAGGGUAACACCGCUUCUUUCGCUUCGGAAGACUCCUAUAUGGAGAGACACGUGUACGUUCACGAGCCUGAUCCUGAGGAUGAGGAAGAUUUUCCUAGGACUCAUCCUGCUGUUUGGGUACCUCCACAGGCCAGAAGCAAAGUGCACGUGUACAUGACCCUGUUCUCCAAUUACAUGGAGCUGGUGCACCCCUACGAAGAACCCGUUCCUCCUCCUCCAUUCUGUGCCUUCAAGUUCUAUUAUUCAAAAUUCGAAGAUGUUCGCGAUACGUGCGUUCUCUUCCCUGACGCCGUGGAAUAUUUCGGUGCCUUCGAGUUUGACAAUCCACCAAUAGCCAGGCGAAUAGCGUCCAGCCCCGAAGAUUUCGAGAGAAAGGCGAAGUAUCAAACUGGCAACGAGAUAUUCGUGAUAAUAAUCCGGAGGAUCAGCGAGGACGCUUUUCUGUCGUUCGCCAGCAUCGAGCCGUAUUUCGUCACGGAAGACGAUGAAAAAGCCCAGGCGAUGAUCGACGAAUAUUUCCCAGAGGGAGCCGAGGACGUGAUCCUCGAAGAAUUCGACGAGGAGGAAGAAGAAGAGGAAUUUUACGACGGUGAGGAUGUCGAAGACGACACGGAGGAUCUAGACAAGGAUGAAGAAGAGAUCGGCAUAUUUAGCUUCUUAUAA
Eufriesea mexicana is the source of this 1593-nucleotide messenger RNA. RefSeq lists its product as uncharacterized. Lineage: Eukaryota; Metazoa; Arthropoda; Insecta; Hymenoptera; Apidae. The transcript is spliced from 5 exons. The coding region runs from base 1 to 1593 and encodes 530 amino acids. The record is from RefSeq and is a predicted model, not a curated record.